AUGGCCCGAUGGAUGUCCGCUAAAGGAGCGAGAAACAUCGUACUCGUAUCGCGGAGAGCAUCCAUUAAUGACAAGGUACAGGCUCUAAUUGAUGAUUUAGCUGCUGAACAAACAUUAGUCACUGUUAAGGCAUGCGAUGUCAUUAGUAAGGCCUCUGUCGAGACCCUCAUCAAGGAAGACAUGAAGGAUCUCCCUCCCGUGCGUGGUGUUGUACAUGGAGCGAUGGUUCUUCGCGACAUGCUUUUUGAGAACAUGACGCUAGAUGACUUCCAAUCCGUCGCAGAAAACAAGGUUGAAGGAGCGUGGAACUUCCACGAAGUCCUCUCGGGCACUCCGCUCGACUUUUUCAUCGCCCUUUCUUCUGUCGCUGGUGUCAUUGGUAACAGAGGCCAAGCCGCCUACGCUGCAGCGAACGUAUUCUUAGACGAGUUCAUGGCCUACCGUCGCUCGCACGGUCUCCCAGGAACAACCAUCGAUCUAACAGCCGUCAGCGACGCAGGAUACCUUGCCGACGUGGACGUGAAGCGACUGCAAGAGGUCCUGAAAAAUAUCGGCAGUGACACGAUGGACGAGGGAGAAGUGCUCGCACUUUUCGGCGCAGCGCUAACAGGUGAUCUGGACCGAUCAUGCUCUGGACAAAGCAUUACAGGUCUGAGUCUGCGGACAACGCUAGACCACUUCUGGGCUCAGGAUGCCAAAUUCAGUGACUUAUAUGCGGCAGCCAAGGAGAAACUGAGCUCUGGAACAGGUGCAGCGGGAGGCCCCUCUGUGCCGCUGGAUGUGCAGCUGCAUGAAGCGGAGUCCAAGGAGGUGGCGUUGCAGAUCUGUUACCAGGCGUUGGCGGCGAAAUUAGCGCAGGUGCUUCAGAUCUCGUUAGAAGAUAUGGAUCCUUCUGUGACAGUUUCAUCGCUAGGUCUUGAUUCUUUGGUUGCUAUUGAGAUUCGGAAUUGGAUUGCGCGUGAGGCAAAUGCUAAUGUCCAGGUAUUGGAGUUACUGUCGAGUGGGUCGUUGAUGGCUUUGGCUGAAAUUAUUCUGAGCAAGUCUCAGACGUGA
Molecule: messenger RNA, 1053 nt
Organism: Penicillium malachiteum
Lineage: Eukaryota; Fungi; Ascomycota; Eurotiomycetes; Eurotiales; Aspergillaceae
Product: beta-ketoacyl reductase
Exons: 2
Coding region: 1-1053 (350 amino acids)
Biological process (GO): secondary metabolite biosynthetic process; fatty acid biosynthetic process
Molecular function (GO): phosphopantetheine binding; fatty acid synthase activity
Source: RefSeq, a predicted model, not a curated record